AUGCAGAGCAUACUUUCCAGCAGCAUGCAGGUAGACUCUCCUCCUCCCUUGAACCCUCCAAGAAGCUCGGUCGAGGUGAGCGAGAUGCUGUCCAAGACUGUCCUCGUGGACUAUGAGGGCGAGAAAGACGACGAGGGACGCAUGUCAGGCAACGGCAAGGCGUCGUUGCAUCAGGGGUUGUCGUACGAGGGGGAGUGGAAGCAGGGACUGAUGCACGGGAGUGGGAGCCUGCAGUGGAAGGAUGGAACCACGUACAGAGGACCGUUCGACCACGCGAAGCUGGUGGGGAAGGGGCAGCUGCGAUGGCCGGGGGGCCACGCGUAUGACGGAGAGAUGCUGGACGGGUACAGGCACGGCAAGGGGAAGCUUGUCAUGACCGACGCCAACGAGCUGGAUGAGAGCGCGGUGACCACGUAUGAUGGGGAGUGGAGGUACGGCAAGCGGCACGGGCAUGGUGUGCUGUCCUACGACAGCGACGGCAAGCAGAGGUACGACGGUGAGUGGAGGAAUAACCUGCGACAUGGACGGGGGACCAUGUUGUACAAGUCCGGCAACCAGUAUACAGGCUACUGGAAGGACGGGUACCCGCACGGGCGCGGGCAGAUGAUCUGGAACUCAAACGAGAUCUACACGGGGGAAUGGGAGGACGGGAAGCAGCAUGGGCAGGGGGAGCACAUCUGGAUCAUGGAGGGAACGAACAGCAUCAACUUCCAGACGUUCAACCGAUACGUGGGUCAAUUCGAGAAGGGGAAGCGACACGGGCAAGGACGAUUUGAAUACGCAGAUGGAACCGUCUAUGAGGGAGGAUGGAACGAGAACCACAAGGAUGGCUUCGGCAAGUACUUGUAUCCUGAUGGAAGAACGUACGCGGGCAGUGUAGCCCAAGACAAGCUGCCGGACAAGAAGAUCAAGAGCACCUCUCAUGACUUCAUCCUCUACAUCUCCGACCUUCUCGAGGAUGACAGCAACCCUGAGCUCGAGCUGAGAAAGAUCAAGAAUCUGUUUGUGAAGCACGCGACGGAGCUGAAGCAGAUUUUCCGCUCCUACUCGCAGAUAGAAGAAGCCAAGCCCUUGGGAAGCUUUAAAACCACAUCUCAAGGAAGCAGCUCGAGCAUCGCGACGAAGAUGACCAACAGCAAGGAGCAAGAGGUGGAGAACUCGUUUGCGAUGAAGAUGAUCGACUUUUGGAAGUUUGCCAAAGACUGUCGACUGCCAGACAACAAGUUGAACUUGGCAGAGAUCGAUCGCAUCUUUAUGCAGAUCGACCCGACGGCCGGCAGCACUAUCGGAGAGGCGAAUCGCAAGAGGAAGAUGAUCUACCGUCAGUUCCAAGAGGCUCUCGUCCGCCUCGCCAACUUCAAGAUCCCGCAUGCUCUGCGAGUGAGCGACCGACUCGCCCAGCUGCUGACCCACUACAUCCUUCCCUUGGCCGGCAGGGAGAGCAAGGAUGACCUUCCCAAGAAGUUGGACGACCCUGUCUGCAAGGUAGUGACCAAGGCCUUCGAGCCCCGCAUGAGGAAGCGAUUCCAAGAGGAGAGCAAGGCGAGGGGCCGAGACUUCCUCUACCUUUGCGAGGUGCUCGAGCUCUGGCUCAAGGACAACGUGAUUGUUAGCAGCAGCGAGUUUCCUGAGGUUGUCCGCCUCUACCACAGCUCCCUCUACGACAGCUACGAGCAGGUAGAGGGCAACAAGCGCAACCUUGACGCCUGUCUGACCUACGACGAGUACGCUGAGCUUCUCUUCCGGCUGGCAGAUCACCAUACUGGAUACCCAAACAAGAUCAACUUCCCAGAGACUCUGGAGAAUUUUCUCCUCCGAUUUAUGCCGGACGUGCAUGUCUCGAAGGAGCUCAAGGCGGCUGCAUUUCGCCCUCCUCCGCAGAGCUUCUCGCGAGGAAGUUUCUCACGUGCACCCAGCGGGAUGUCUCGGUCGAGCUCUAGAGCUUCUUUCAGCUUCUCACGCGUCAGUUCAGCUGGCAACCUGGUGGCAGGGCUGGCGAGACGUUCGAUGAGCAUCAAACGAGUUCCGUCGAAAUGA
Molecule: messenger RNA, 2037 nt
Organism: Guillardia theta CCMP2712
Lineage: Eukaryota; Cryptophyceae; Pyrenomonadales; Geminigeraceae
Exons: 13
Coding region: 1-2037 (678 amino acids)
Source: RefSeq, a predicted model, not a curated record